AUGUCUGAUGGUGAUGAUUCACUCCUGAAUGUGGGAGCACAAUUCAACUCUACUAAAAUUGAGCAGUCCUCAGCACGUCAAGUGAAUCUCAUGUAUUCUUAUAAAUUUCUUGUAGAUGCCUACCUAAAAUCAUCUAAAUCAUCGGUCACGUGUUCAAAGAAGGAAGAGGCUGCCAAUAAAGGACUUUAUGAAGCAGCUGAAGCAUUCAAAAGAUACGUAUUAAAUCAGGAUAAAGAAAAAUCUGAGUCAUUACGCGAAAAGUUCUCAUCAACUGCAUUGAAUUUCAACUCUGAUAUAAAUGCAGUUGUCGACAAAAUAGUCGAGGUGGAGCAUCAACGAUUUCAUUACCUACAAUUCCUUUGUCCAAAAGAGAGGGUGGAAAUGUUAACAGAAACAGUGAUCGCGGAGUUUAAUGAUCCAAAAGAAUAAACAUCGUCUAUCAGCAAUGGAUCAGCACACUGGAGGAACAUAUCUACAAUACAUUGAAGUUCUGUUCAGCAAUUUACAUUAUUUAAAUUCGUAGCUCUCUCUUCCACAGCACAUCCUGUUUCUAUCUCCAUUUUUGUAACUGAAGUGUAAUAUAAAUAAAUAAAUGUUUGUGUCUUUUC
Molecule: messenger RNA, 608 nt
Organism: Trichobilharzia regenti
Lineage: Eukaryota; Metazoa; Platyhelminthes; Trematoda; Strigeidida; Schistosomatidae
Source: the annotation of a GenBank genome assembly